Messenger RNA from Camelina sativa (false flax), 854 nucleotides. RefSeq names its product putative gamma-secretase subunit PEN-2. Gene Ontology annotation, cellular component: gamma-secretase complex. The record is from RefSeq and is a predicted model, not a curated record. NCBI's taxonomy places the organism in Eukaryota, Viridiplantae, Streptophyta, Magnoliopsida, Brassicales, Brassicaceae.
UGUGUGAAUAUCUGCUAUGUGAGACUGAGACUCAUAAGUGUUUCGCGGAAACGACGUCGUUGCAUCUCGGUGUUCAAUUUUUAUUCGUGAGUUUUUUUUUUUCAAUUUUUUUUUUUUCUCAAGUGGCUGAGAAAAAUGGAGGAGGCUUCACGGAGCGACGACUCCAAUCUGAACCCUAUACGCAAUCGGAAUCCGACACCAAACCCAUUGUCGACGAUCAUCUCUUCAGCGCAGGUUUGGCCAACCAUCGACGGUCCGUUGGGGUUAACGGAGGAAGCAUCGGUGGACUACGCUCGUCGAUUCUACAAGUUCGGUUUCGCUCUCUUGCCUUGGCUUUGGUUUGUCAAUUGCUUCUACUUCUGGCCUGUUCUUCGUCACGCUCGAGCUUUCCCUCAAAUCCGCAAUUAUGUUGUUCGAUCAGCAAUCGGCUUCAGUGUCUUUACAGCUCUUCUUUCCGCGUGGGCAUUGACAUUCUCGAUAGGAGGAGAACAACUUUUCGGCCCUGUCUAUGAUAAGCUGGUUAUGUACAACGUUGCUGAUCGUCUCGGCUUGUCUGGCUUGGCGUAGCUCCCUCCGGCUUUUCUCUCUACCGUUUAUGGUUAACGUAGUAGAAACAGGAAGAUCACAUUGCCUUUAUAACUUUGCCUAUUCCGUUCUGCUGUGUUUCUUUGCAAAUCAUAAGUUGUUUUUAACAAAAGUGGAGAUCGCUGGUGUGAAUGAAUGUAGUAAGUUUGGCUUGGAAUAAUCUCAUUCAUCUGUCAGUGAAGUUAAUCAGUUAGUUCUCAAUACAUCAUGUGUGAGUUCCUUGUGUUAAACAACUGUUCAAAGUGUAACCCAAAUGGGCCAUUUAAAUA